Astyanax mexicanus (Mexican tetra) is the source of this 3176-nucleotide messenger RNA. RefSeq names its product EMAP like 2 (gene eml2). Gene Ontology annotation, biological process: microtubule cytoskeleton organization. Bases 177 to 2612 code for a protein of 811 amino acids. The record is from RefSeq and is a predicted model, not a curated record. Gene Ontology annotation, cellular component: mitotic spindle. Gene Ontology annotation, molecular function: microtubule binding. The transcript has 22 exons. Lineage: Eukaryota; Metazoa; Chordata; Actinopteri; Characiformes; Acestrorhamphidae.
GGAGCAGGUAGCAGCAGCAGCUUGUAAAGGUGUCGAUUCAUCUCUGCUGCUCCUCAGAUCAGAUCAGAUGUUGGAGAGAGAGAGCCGGGGCUGAUCAGAUACUGAGAGAGAGAGAGGAGUGAGAAGUGCUGUCGACAUUUAGUCGAUUAGAUAUUUGAGUAUUGAGGGAGAAGGAGAUGUCUGAGAGAAUCGCGUCCUGUGGGAACCUGUGUGACUCCAGCUCUCUGCUGCUCCGGUACUACAACAACGAUGAUAACCUGUCUGCAGGCAGUGGGAUGGAGACGGAUGACCGCCUGUCUCACCUGGAGCAGAGGGUUCAGCUGCAGGAGGAUGAGAUCCAGCUGUUAAAAGCUGCUCUAGCAGAUGCGCUGCGUAGACUAGGCUGUUGUGAGGAGCUCACACAGGCCAGCAGCAAGAAGAGCGCCCCCACCAAAGUUCGUCAGAUUCUGCAGGUUCUUCCUUCCAAGCCUUUGACCAAUGGCUAUGUUCAGCAGAAAAGGUUGGGGGGCUACCCAUCAUCACCCUCCUCUCCGAAAAAGGAGGUGAUAAUGUCCAUUAAGAGAAAAAGUAUGUCCACAGAGCGUUUGUCCACAGCCAGGAAAGAGAUGGCAGACUCACGCAGCAGAACCAUCUCAUCCAGCAGCUCUACCAGUGGGAAAAGAGACAGCAAAACCAAAGAGUGUACCCUCAAUGCUGGUAAGUUUGUGCACAAGGAUGGGUAUGUGAGGAUGUUUCUGCGUGGACGCCCCGUUACCAUGCACAUUCCCGACCAACUGAGGGACGGCUACAACCUUGACAACAAGGUUGCGCUGCCUGAGCGCAAGCUUAAACUUCAGUGGGUGUAUGGCUACAGGGGCCGAGACUGCCGCUCAAACCUUUACCUGCUUCCCACGGGAGAGAUUGUCUACUUCAACGCUUCUGUGGUGGUGCUGUAUAAUGUGGAUGAACAGCAGCAGAGACACUAUCUGGGUCACAACGAUGACGUCAAAUGUUUGGCUGUCCAUCCAGACAUGGUCACCAUUGCGACAGGGCAAGUUGCUGGAACAUCCAAAGAUGGGAAGCUGUUGGCUCCACAUGUUCGUGUUUGGGACUCGGUGAGCCUGAACACCCUGCAUUCGAUCGGGAUGGGAGUGUUUGACCGUGCUGUCACAUGUGUGGCCUUCUCCAAGUCGAAUGGUGGCGCUCAUCUUUGUGCGGUCGAUGAUGCAAAUGACCACAUCCUGUCUGUCUGGGACUGGCAGAAAGAGAAGCAGCUUGCUGAUGUAAAGUGCUCUAAUGACUCUGUACUGGGCGCUGUCUUCCACCCCAUGGAAGCCAAUUUGGUUGUCACCUGUGGGAAAUCCCAUCUUAAUUUCUGGACUGUGGAGGGGAGCACUCUGACCAAGCGGCAGGGACUGUUUGAGAAACAUGAGAAACCCAAGUACGUGCUGUGUGUCGCCUUCGCUGAAAAUGGAGAUGCAAUAACAGGCGACUCCAGUGGAAACAUCUAUAUCUGGGCUAAAGGUGGUAACAAAAUCAGCCAGGUGGUGGCCGGAGCCCAUGAGGGCGGGAUCUUCUCUGUGUGUGUGCUGAAGGAUGGCCGACUGGUGUCUGGUGGAGGGAAAGACCGCAAGGUGGUGCUGUGGGACCAUGAAUACCACAAACAGAGUGAGAUGGAGGUUCCUGAGGCACACGGGCCUGUCCGCACUUUAGCUGAGGGAAAACAAGAGGAACUGUUUGUGGGCACAACCAGAAAUGCCGUCCUGCAAGGCUCGUUCUCUGGUACUCUCAAGCCCAUUGUUCAGGGUCACACAGAUGAGCUGUGGGGGUUGGACAUGCACCCCAGCGCUGACCAGUUUGUGACCUGUGGCCAAGACAAGCAGGUCCACCUGUGGGACACUGACUCCCACCAACCUCUGUGGAGCAAAACUAUUGAGGACCCUGGCCGUUCUGUUGGCUUCCACCCUAGUGGCACUGUGCUUGCUGUGGGCACCAUGACUGCAAGGUGGUUGGUGCUGGACACUGACACCAGGGACCUGAUUUCUAUGCAUACAGAUGGAAAUGAAAUCAUCUCAGUCAUCAAGUACUCUCCAGAUGGAGCAUACCUAGCUGUGGGUUCCCAUGACAACUUUGUUUACAUCUAUUCCGUGACUGAAAACGGGAGAAAAUACAGCCGUGUUGGCAAAUGCACUGGACAUUCCAGUUUCGUCACCCACCUGGACUGGUCCACCAACAGCCAGUACAUUGUCACCAACUCAGGAGACUAUGAGAUCUUAUACUGGGAGGCCUCCUCCGGGAAACAUGUUACCAGCGCAGAUGUUGUGCGCAACCUGGAAUGGGCCACUUCCACCUGUGUCCUGGGUUUCAAUGUCUUCGGCAUCUGGCCAGACGGUGCUGAUGGCACCGACAUCAAUGCUGUUUGCAGGUCAAAUGACCGUGGUGUGCUGGCCACAGGCGAUGAUUUCGGCAAAGUGCACUUGUUCUCUUACCCCUGUUCUCAGCCAAGGGCACCCAGUCAUGUAUAUGGUGGACACAGCAGCCAUGUGACCAACGUUGCCUUUCUCCAUGACAAUAGUCACCUCAUCUCUACUGGAGGGAAGGACACCAGCAUCCUUCAGUGGGCACUGGCCUGAAGUUAAUGCCUGAUCAAACCUGCUGCUUAUUUACUGUAGCCUCCUGCCCACUAGAGGGCAGCACUGGUGUGCCUACCCUGCAGCCAUACUGUCCUGUCUGUAGUCUACUGUACCAAUAUACUGUAUGUUAUAAAGCGAGUGACCUUAUGUGCUGGUCUGGGACCAGUCUUUUUAUUUUCUUUUUCUUCUUAACUUUCCGAUGUAUGAAAGUAUAAAGUGAGGAGACUGAUCCUAGAUCACUACUUACGAGCUGAUCCUUGCCUGAAAUGUAUUGUGCAUCAUGCUAAUGCGCCACUGAUGGAAACUGCGCUGAAAGCGAAGAGUCAUGUCCCCUAACUGUGUGCAGCCUAUUUAAACCUAUUUAAAGAGUUUUAACUGCUGUUCGUGUUGCGAAAGCCCAUAGAGGAAUAUACCCUUAUAUAUUAUGCAGUCACUGUGUGGACAUGUGAUUUGGGACUUAUGUGGUGGUAAUUUGGCACUUAGCUCUUCACCGAUAGCUAGGAUUGAACUUAAGCUGUGCUUUGCCUUCAUUUUGUUAAUAAACUUUCUACUGUACUCACACUA